Molecule: messenger RNA, 1755 nt
Organism: Brassica oleracea var. oleracea
Lineage: Eukaryota; Viridiplantae; Streptophyta; Magnoliopsida; Brassicales; Brassicaceae
Product: vicilin-like antimicrobial peptides 2-2
Exons: 4
Coding region: 20-1753 (577 amino acids)
Source: RefSeq, a predicted model, not a curated record
CAAAGUAAUAAAAAAACACAUGAUAGAGAUGAUUAGGUUUACAGUAUUAUCAUUCUUUGUUGUUUUCGUUCUCUUAUUCGCUUGCAAUGAGUCUUCGGCUAAGACUGCUAAGUAUGAUAAGUCAGAUGAGUCGGACGAAAACGACGAUCUCGCCGCUGUACCGUCAUGUUGUGGGUUUUCAUCGCCUCUUCUGAUCAAGAAAGAUCAAUGGAAACCAAUCUUCGCGAACAAGUUCGGACAGAUCUCAACCGUUCAAAUCGGCGAUGGAUGCGGCGGGAUGGGCCCUUACAAAAUACAUUCCAUAACGCUGGAACCAAACGCGCUUAUGCUCCCUCUUCUUCUUCAUUCCGACAUGGUCUUCUUUGUCGACUCUGGAAGUGGGAUUCUGAAUUGGGUCGAGGCGCAAGCGACAAGUACUGAGAUAAGACUAGGGGACGUUUACAGGCUACGGCCCGGUACAGUUUUCUACUUACAGAGCAAGCCGGUGGAUAUCUUCCUUGGAACCAAACUUAAGAUUUACGCUAUCUUUUCCAACACCCAGGAAUGUUUACAUGAUCCUUGCUUUGGUGCGUAUUCAAGUGUCACAGAUCUAUUGUUUGGUUUUGAUGAAACAAUUCUCAAAUCAGCUUUUGGGGUUCCUGAGGAGAUUAUAGGGCUGAUGAGGAACCGGACACAGCCACCGUUGAUCGUGCAUGAUAUGCUGACCACACCCGGUGAGGCCAACACCAACACAUGGCCGCUCCAGACGCGAUUACUCAAACUAUUUUCCGGAGAUGCAAGUGCAGACUCGGUGGAGAACAAGAAGAAGGAGGAGAAGGAGAAGAAAGAGAAGAAGGAGAAGAAACAGAAGACAAAGAAAGCAAAGACAUUCAAUGUAUUCGAAUCCGAACCCGACUUCCAAAGCCCUAACGGUCGUUCCAUAACCAUCAACAGGAAGGAUCUUAAAGUAUUACAAGGCUCAAUGGUUGGGGUUUCCAUGGUGAAUCUAACCCAAGGAUCAAUGAUGGGACCACACUGGAACCCAUGGGCCUGCGAGAUAUCAAUUGUGUUGAGAGGAUCAGGAAUGGUUAGGGUGCUUAGGAAUUCCAUUUCAAGAUCAUCAUCUGAGUGUAAGAACAUGAGGUUUAAGGUAGAGAAAGGAGAUAUUUUCGCGGUUCCAAGGUUACAUCCAAUGGCCCAAAUGUCUUUCCUCAAUGACUCGUUGGUGUUUGUUGGAUUUACUACUUCGGCUAAGAAUAAUGAGCCGCAGUUCUUGGCUGGGAAGAAAUCGGCUUUGUGGUCGCUUGAUCGGGAGGUGUUGGCUGCGUCGUUUAAUGUGAGUAGUUUUAUGAUUGCUGGAUUGUUGGAAGCUCAGAAGGAGGCCGCUGUGUUGGGAUGUCCUGCUUGUGCCGAAGAAGAGUUGGAGAAGCUUAAGGAGGAAGAAGAGAAGAAGGAGUCGCCGCCUCAGCAACCACCACAACCGUUCCAACCACAGCCACCGGGAGAAAAACCACAACAACCACCACAACCGUUCCAACCGCAGCCACCGCAAGGAGAGCCACAAAAACCACCGCAAGAACCACAAGGACCACAAAAGGCGCCGUUCCAACCGCAGCCAGGGCAAGGAGAACCACAAGAACCGCAAGCAUCCAUGGAGACGAAGAUGAGAGAUGAAGAGAGGAAGAGAGAAGAAGAAGAGGCGAAGAAGGAAGAGGAAGAGAGAUGGAAACAAGAAGAGAAGUUGUGGCCGACUCAACCUCAGUGGGAAGACUGAGA